Sphenostylis stenocarpa is the source of this 993-nucleotide messenger RNA. The record is from the annotation of a GenBank genome assembly. Lineage: Eukaryota; Viridiplantae; Streptophyta; Magnoliopsida; Fabales; Fabaceae.
AUGGCUUUCAACAAUGGCGUCCCCGCCACCGGCACUGGCCUCAUCGCCAGUUUUGGGGAGAUGCUCAUCGACUUCGUCCCCACAGUUUCCGGCGUAUCGUUGGCAGAGGCUCCGGGGUUCCUAAAGGCCCCCGGCGGCGCCCCAGCCAACGUCGCCAUCGCCGUCGCGAGACUCGGUGGCAAGGCCGCCUUCGUAGGCAAACUCGGGGAUGACGAGUUUGGCCACAUGCUCGCCGGAAUCCUGAAGGAGAACGGGGUCCGCUCCGACGGAAUCACCUUCGACCAGGGAGCCCGCACAGCCCUGGCGUUCGUGACCCUACGCGCCGACGGAGAGCGUGAGUUCAUGUUCUACCGGAACCCCAGCGCCGACAUGCUCCUCCAACCAGAAGAGCUCAACCUCGAACUCAUCAGAUCUGCAAAAGUUUUCCAUUACGGAUCAAUUAGUUUGAUCGUGGAGCCAUGCAGAUCAGCACAUUUGAAGGCAAUGGAAGUUGCCAAAGAAGCUGGUUGCCUGCUCUCCUAUGACCCCAACCUCCGCCUCCCCUUGUGGCCCUCUGCUGACGAAGCUCGUAAGCAAAUACUCAGCAUAUGGGAGAAGGCUGAUUUGAUCAAGGUCAGUGAUGUGGAGCUUGAGUUCCUCACAGGAAGUGACAAGAUUGAUGAUGCUUCUGCUUUGUCAUUGUGGCACCCCAAUUUGAAGUUGCUCCUUGUCACUCUAGGGGAAAAUGGUUCCAGAUACUACACCAAGAGUUUCAAAGGAUCAGUAGAUGCUUUUCAUGUCAACACAGUUGAUACAACUGGUGCCGGUGAUUCCUUUGUUGGUGCUCUGUUGUCCAAGAUUGUGGAUGAUCAGUCCAUCCUUGAGGAUGAACCAAGAUUAAGAGACGUACUCAAGUUUGCUAAUGCAUGUGGAGCAAUUACAACUACCAAAAAGGGAGCAAUUCCCGCCCUUCCAGAAGAGGAGGAUGCAUUGAAACUGAUCAAAGGGGCAUAG